Molecule: messenger RNA, 2674 nt
Organism: Homarus americanus (American lobster)
Lineage: Eukaryota; Metazoa; Arthropoda; Malacostraca; Decapoda; Nephropidae
Gene: Pfdn2
Product: prefoldin subunit 2-like
Exons: 3
Coding region: 42-491 (149 amino acids)
Biological process (GO): protein folding
Cellular component (GO): cytoplasm; prefoldin complex
Molecular function (GO): protein folding chaperone
Source: RefSeq, a predicted model, not a curated record
AUAAAGAACCAGCAGACCAGCCCUCACCGAGCACAACAAACAUGGCAGAUAAGAAGAUUGUGGCUCCUUCUCAGAAAAUCCUCACUAAAAGUGAGGGAGAAGAAAUAGUACAGAAAUUCCAACAAAUGAGAAAUGAACAACGAUCCUUAAUGGCCAAAAUAACAGAGUUGGAGCAAGACCUGAAUGAACACAAAAUUGUAAUUGAGACUCUUCAAGAUGUGUCUCCCGAUCGGAAGUGUUUCCGCAUGGUUGGAGGAGUUUUGGUGGAACGUACUGUAAUGGAAGUUUUGCCUGCAUUGCAGAACAAUAAAGAACAAUUAACGAAGGUAAUUGAUAGUCUCAACUCCAAGCUGGUCAGCAAGGGAAAGGAAGUCAAUGAAUUCCGUGCAAAGCAUAAUAUCAAAAUCAGAGGACAAGAAGAUAUUAAAGAACCUCAACAGUCAGACUCCACAACAGGCACUCAGGGAGUUCUUGUCUCUAAUAAGUCCUAGUCGUAUUGAUAUAUAAUUUCUUAUGACAGACUACUUAUGUAGUCUUUGUUCAGCUACAUGCUUUAACAGGACUCCAUAUAUUGAAAAUAAACUUGGUUUAUACUUUUAAGUUGAAUGUGAUCAAAAGUGGGUGAAACUGCCGAAUCAGUUUGAUUGGAGUCCUGAAUGAUUGGUUUCAAUAUCUGGUACAAUACUUAGAAAGCCAUGUAAUUAUUAUUACCCAGAAACUGAUGGAUUCUUCACUGAAAGUGGUGAAUGACUUUGAAGAUGUGUGAAUAUUUUAUUUCAUAUUAUGUGCUGUAAUUUUAUGAAUAUUUAUGAGGUACUCAUUUAAUAAUAGGCAAGAUCACCACUGCCAAGAACAAAGUGUCUUCAUAUGCAAUUACAUGGAAACUUGUAUGUAAUCUCCAUGUCCUUCAUUGCCAUGAUGAGUGAAUGUAUACAUUUUGCCCAAUGCUCUGUAGUGGUAAGUGAGAAAAUUAUUGGCAUCUACUCUCUUUAGAGACUGCUUGAGAACUUUUGUCUUACUCAUUUGUUCAUGUUGCAAAAAAUUUAUAUCACCAUAAUUUGAGACCUCCUAUGUGAUGUUAUGUAUAGUUUAUCUCCAUUAGAUCUUUUGUAUUUGCUGUGGUCGUGUAGCUACUCUUGGUGAGUAUCGAUGGCCUGUAUGGCAUUAAGAAUUAUACUGGCAGCAUAGAUUAUUUGCUGAUUUAUCUUUUUAUUGAAAUGAUGAGGAUGUUAAGCUUGUGUAUAAGCCACUUUUUGGUGACUUUUCUUUCCCUUGUGAAUAGGGGCGCAGCAGAUUUGUUAUAGCAAGUAAUAUCUAAGGUUACAUCAGGAAUCAGUUGAGUGGGAGUUAAAGGUUAUGGCUAAAUUAUUUAUCUGUAAUUUUAAAGUAAUUGGUAACUAUACUGUAUAUACUGUACAAUAAAUUUGCAAAUUUAGUUUCUGCACGGGCAAAAUCAGCAUGGCCGUAAAUCUGUUUUGUCAAGAAUAUGGUUUUGAAAGUUUCAUAGCAGUCACCAUCCUAACUAAAUGAAUGUGAUCAAGGUGUGCAUAAAGUCAACUUUCAUUAUUACAUAUUUUAAUACUAAUAUGUAGCAGCAUUUAAAAAUCUGUUAAUACAUUAAUUAAACCGCAUUGACAUUACUAAAAUCCUAUGCUUAGUUUUCUGUUGUCUAGAUAAACCAGUGUUCAUAUCCCAUUUUGGAAGGUGGCUUGUGGCCAUUGGUAAUGUCUAUAUGCAGAAGAUGCAGUGAUUUUAACAGUGAAAACUAAUUUUGAAAGCUGGAAAUAACUAUAACUGUGUGAUAGAAGGUAAAUGUGGAGAAGAUUAAAGAAGGAUUUUUUUUAGAGAAUGUAGUUUGAUAUAGUGUAUUUAAGGAAACCACACUGAUUAGAAAACUUAGUGAAUUAAAGUGUUCAAUUGAAAUUAAGAUUUUAGUUGCAGAAUGUCAGAGAUUGGCUGCAGAUAUUUUGAAGUAAUCUCACAUAAGAAUUGUAUGCUGGAAAGUGAAAUUCAGUAGAUAAUAAAACAUGGAGUAGGACUGGGGAAACAGUGGGAUGUAAGCUUGGGGGAAGGAAGGAAAUCUUUAUAAUGUUCCUACUUAAAUUUAUAGCAGAGAUGAUGUACCCGAGAGAGACAUCUGCAGAUUACCAGAAUGGAAGACAUUAAAAGUAAUGAAGCAUACGGAAUGUUUUGAAUGAAAAAGAAGGCAGAGUGUGUAAAUUGUGGAAGAGAAGGAGAGCCUUUUCUUGCAUGCUUUGUGUACUGGGGCAUUAUAGCAUUUGUGUUGGAUAGAGAGAGACGAGGUACAUCACAGGAGGGGAAAGUGUGGAACCAUACAUUAAGAAGUGUGUUGGAGGGGAUUGAGAGAAGAAGAAAAGUAAGAGGGUAGACUGGGAGCUCAUCUUUCAUAGCCACCCCCUUCAAGAGUGAGACUGAGGGGAAGGUGUUAGUGUGACAGUGAAAUGCUUAACAGUUUAUGAUUAUAUAAUUUACGAAAAAAAAAAAUGGUAGGAAUACUUAAUGCGCAUAAUGUUGGAGAACUUUAAACACCUGUUUUAAGUUGCAAUAAUUAUAACAUUCUUUCCAUUUCAAUUCUUGCUAGUGGAGGAUGUAUAACUUCGGUUAAUCAUGUAAUUAAGAAAAUAAAUGCUUUAAAUUUUGAAGCUUAACAAAA